AUGGCGGGCAGCACGAAUGACUUCGAGAAUCCGGAGUCAAACCGGCCCUCUGGAUUGACGGGGAGUGAGUAUCCUCCGGGAUCAUUGACUCCGGCUCCGAGAUCUGCGCCUUCUGUGCGAAGAAAUUACGGAAGCCUGGAUACCUUCCCCGCUGAGGCGACGUCCGAAAUGCGCGACGAAGAAAGCUACGAGGAUUUCGCGAACCGCGCCUACACAUCGUCCUCUACGGCUCCUGACAGGCCUAAAAAGCCACCAGUGACCCGCCGCAUGUCAUCCAAACGUCAAAUACCCCACAAGGGACAAGAGUUCUCGACCGACGAUGAUAUCAAGGAAAUUGAGGAAGACAUUGCCUUGCACCAGGCCUCCACUUCCCAGCCAUCCCCGAGGAUUCGUCCAUUGCGUGCACCAAGCACCCUGAGACGACGCCCCAGUGCCCGUCCCAGUCCGCUAACACGAGCUGAAUCGGAUAAUCUUACUGGGGACGACUCUGUCUUACCAGAACCUAGCUUGGACGACUCGAGAGAGCUUCCAUCCCUACGACAGUCAGAUGGAGGGAGUGACCUGGACAGCGGUGACGACUCCCCUGGCGAUGAUGACGAGGAUGUCCAUGAAGACGACGACCAUGAGGACGAAGAAGCAAGCAGUGAUGCAGAGAGCUUCACGCUCAAGGAUCGGCAGCAAGCCAUUAAUGAAACCCAUCCUUUCGGAAUCCGAAUCUGGAAGCCGGCUGUGUACAAGAAGAGUCGAUCGGUUGAAAAAACCGCCGAGGGGGAUAUUCAUUCGUCACCGGGGGGUCGUGUCAGCCCUAUGCUAUUCUUAUCCAACCUCCUGUGGUCUUUAUUCUUUGGAUGGUGGCUUGCCCUAAUUGCCUUGUUAGCGGCGGUAGCUUGCUUUUGCUUCGCCUACUCAUCCAGCGCUGUGGCUUAUGGAAGGGUAUUCUCGGGGCUUUCGCGCUACCUACUCUACCCAUUUGGAUCGUUUGUUCUCCUACAGACUGAUGAACUUUAUGCAGAGGAAGAUGAAGGGGAGGGCCGCAGUAUCAGCGAAUAUGAGCAAUGGCAGAACGGGGACUUGGAACAUGGUCGACUGUUCUUUGGCCCUCGCAGGGACCGAUCACUUGUGGGACGUCGACGAAACAGUGUGGAUUCUGCUGGCGAACAAGACAGUCUGCUGGGCCGGCCUCAGCGAGGACAACUUUCGGAUUCACAGCUCCCUCAAGCGAAGCGUCGCCUAUUUGGCCGCGGUGAAUGGAAUUCAGGCCGAGUGGUAUUCUUUGUGUUCUUCUAUUUCUUGGUAGGACCCUUGAUGCUUUUGGUGUCCUUAUUCUGCUGGCUGCUGGUCUUUGCGAUUCCAAUGGGUCGUGUAACACUCAUCCUGGUGAGCCAUCUACGAAGACAUCCUCUUGCCUUGUCUUUCCAUUCCGAUACUUCAUAUGCAAGGCUCAGCUCCGAGUCUUCCUCGCCUUCUAUUCUACUAUGCACAUACCGUGCUGCAGGCACCAGGUACUGGAAAUACACGAUCGACGGCACAAACAUCUUUUUCAUCAACCUGCUAAGUGUGGUCUUUUUCGUCAUAUUUGAUUACUACGUUUUGAGUCAAUACUUGGGAAUACAGUCAUGGUUGACGCACCCGGGAUUGAUCUUCACCCUCGCUUUGCUUUCAAUCAUCCCGCUAGCCUACUUCAUCGGUCAGGCAGUUGCUUCGAUCUCGGCUCAGUCCUCAAUGGGUCUAGGUGCCGCGAUCAACGCGUUCUUCUCAACUAUUGUAGAGGUAUACCUCUACUGCAUCGCCUUGACAGAGGGCAAGGCUCGGCUUGUUGAGGGAAGUAUCAUUGGAAGUAUCUUCGCGGGAAUUCUAUUUCUACCUGGCCUCUCUAUGUGUUUUGGCGCCAUCAAGCGCAAGACUCAACGGUUCAAUGUGAAAUCUGCAGGUGUGACCUCGACGAUGCUUCUGUUUGCUAUGAUCGCCGCUUUUGGUCCCACCCUAUUCUACCAGGUUUAUGGCAGUCACGAACUCAAUUGCCAUCCAUGUGUGGCACCGGCCGGCAUGGUGAUCCAGGACGACUGCCGCCAAUGCUAUUUCUCCCAGCUGGCAUCUGUGCAGGAUGCUUUCUUUGAGAAGGCAGUCCAGCCUUAUGCUUGGGCUGCCGCUGUCUUCCUUUUCUUGUCGUACAUAAUUGGCCUUUGGUUUACCCUUCGGACGCACGCUGCUCUAAUUUGGGAGGUUGAAGAGAAAGAGAAAAAGGCUUCUCACCCUAUCCAGGAUUCGCUGUCUUAUGAACCCAGGCAUGCCUUCUCAGGAUCUCCUGAGGCUUCCGGUGCUCUCACUAGCCACAAAGACUCCAUUCGUGAGUCCCCGUUGUACAAGCGGAUCUUAGGCCAAUCACUUAGGCAGGUUGGCCUCGAGGAUGGAGGCUGGGAAACCACUGACGGCAGCUCGGCGGUGGAACAUCGGAGCAACCCGCCUUAUCUAGUACCCCCACAAGCUGGGGGCAUCGAGGAUCGGCAGAUUCCCAAAAGCAUUCGAGGGUUGAGUGGGGAAGACAACGAGAGGCUUGUCCGCGAGGUUACCGAAAUGGCGGCCACAGCUGCUGUAGUGGCGGCUCGCGAUGCUGCUCGAAAUCGGAAGCCCCAAAGUCAACACACUGCUGGGCGUCAGGCCGGGCGUGCUAUGGCCGAUCAAAUCAAACCACCUCUUGAGGAGGCCGAGGAUGUUGGCAUUACCGCCGAUGCGCACGCUGGCGGAGGUCACGAUGCUCCAAAUUGGAGUCGAACAAAGAGUUCCGUAAUUCUCCUCGGUGCAACUAUUCUCUAUGCUAUAGUUGCAGAGCUCCUUGUCAAUACCGUGGACGUGGUAUUAGAGAGUGUGGACAUUGAUGAAAAGUUCCUUGGAAUCACGCUGUUUGCCCUGGUGCCCAACACCACCGAGUUCCUUAAUGCCAUAUCAUUUGCCAUGAACGGUAAUAUAGCAUUGUCUAUGGAGAUUGGUUCCGCCUAUGCUUUGCAAGUCUGUCUAUUGCAGGUGCCUGCCCUGGUCUUUUUCAGUGCUCUAUAUACCCGCUCUAUCGACCCUGCAGAACUUGCGCAGCACUCUUUCAACCUUCUCUUCCCUCAGUGGGAUAUGAUCACUGUCAUCCUGUGCGUCUUCCUAUUGUCGUACGUGUACGGCGAGGGGAAAAGCAACUACUUCAAGGGCUCUGUGCUUGUCUUGACCUACUUGGUUGUCAUCCUCGGUUUCUACCUAUCAGGAUACAGCAACCUGGACGGCAUGGGUGUAGACCGAUUCGACAAGCUCGCCCUUGGCUCCAUCCCCUCCGAGAAGUUCUAUACUAUCGGUCGUACUCGCUCCGGGGUGGCAUAUUAGACUGAACAUAUCUAGCUCAUCAUAAUGCCCAGGCAUCGCCCAUGUUCUAUUUUGUGGGCCAUGCCAUUCUGUCUCAUAGCUACAAC
This is a messenger RNA of Penicillium pulvis, 3449 nucleotides long. RefSeq names its product calcium/hydrogen antiporter. Gene Ontology annotation, biological process: calcium ion transmembrane transport; intracellular calcium ion homeostasis. Gene Ontology annotation, molecular function: calcium:proton antiporter activity. Gene Ontology annotation, cellular component: endomembrane system; membrane. The record is from RefSeq and is a predicted model, not a curated record. Bases 1 to 3363 code for a protein of 1120 amino acids. The transcript is spliced from 5 exons. NCBI's taxonomy places the organism in Eukaryota, Fungi, Ascomycota, Eurotiomycetes, Eurotiales, Aspergillaceae.